CUCUUGAGUUGCAGGCGUGGGCGUCUGUCUAGCUAUUGGCUGUGAUCAUUUUUUUCAGCCCUUUGUCCUCCCCGUCGUUAAUAGUCAGAACACAAGCGCAUUUGGGUCAUUUACGAUUCGAAACGGGAUGAGCUAAAUAUUUCUAAACAUUUUGGAAAUGGAGACAAUGAAAUCUUGUUUGUAGUCAGAGGGUCAGACUUUGUCUACAGUCACGAUGCUGGCUCUGUCCAGGUGUUCGAGAGCUUUGAGGUGGAGACUGUCCCUGCGCUGCUCUGCCCUCUCUCUGGGGAGCAGUACCAUGAGCAGCCAGCCCUCCACCGCAGCCAGGCCCCAGUUUCUAAGAACCCAGACUGCUCUGUUUCACCAAAGUAAAGCCAAAGCCAGUCCUGACCCAAACAAGCCCGCUACAGUGUUGUCAUCUGAGUCCGGGCUGGAGGGGGAGCUGUUUGGGAUGGGGAUGUGGUCGUUGGGUCUGGGUGCUGUUGGAGCUGCGCUUGCUGGGAUCUUCCUGGCCAACACUGAUCUGUGUCUGCCUAAAGCUGCACAGAUGUCGCUGGAGACCCUUGAAGAUGCUGACCUGCGCUCCACCAUAGAUGAUGACAACAUCAUUAAAGCUAAGAGCCUGUGGGAGAAGAAUGGGGCUGUGGUCAUGGCCGUACGACGACCUGGAUGAUUUUUGUGCAGAGAGGAGGCCUCUGAGCUGUCCUCUCUGAAGACCCAGCUGGAGAAGCUCGGGGUCCCUCUGGUCGCUGUGGUGAAGGAGAACAUCGGCACAGAGAUCCAGGACUUCAGACCGCACUUUGCUGGGGACAUCUACAUAGAUGAAAAGAAACACUUCUACGGCCCACUGCAGAGGAGGAUGGGGGGCCUGGGGUUCCUUCGCCUCGGAGUGUGGCAGAACUUCAUGCGGGCCUGGCGGUCUGGUUACCAGGGCAACAUGAACGGCGAGGGCUUUAUCCUGGGGGGAGUGUUUGUCAUCGGAGCAGGAGACCAGGGAAUUCUCCUGGAACACCAUGAGAAGGAGUUUGGCAAUAAAGUGGAGACUGCAGAUGUUUUAGAGGCUGUUAAGAAAAUUGUGCCAGUGAAAUAAGUUUUUUUUUUUUCCUAAAACAAAUGGCAUUGGACAAAGGUACACUGUAUUUAGAUCAAAACAUAACUGCAUUUUUAACUUGAGAUGCAAUCAAAAUCCAUCCAUCACUGAAAUACUGAUAUUAUAAUGACAUUUAAGUUUGGUUGUGUUGUCUAAUAUCACAAUAUACCUCUGUUCUUUUGCACAUUCAUUUAUUGUUGGUUACAAAAGUGGAGCUGUACUUGGGCCAGUGUUAAAAUGUUUAAACUGGUUCGAUAUUAAGCCAAACACCGGACCAGACCAGUAUACCAAUAUGUCACACUUGACUUAGCAGCCACUCCUGAUUGGGACAUAAUAAGACUUUGAGAGCCUCUAAGCCAUGACUUUUUUCUUGCAAGUUUGCUUCGUCUCAGCUGCGUUUCAGCUCACCUCUUUCGUCGGCUUCAAAUCCAAAAUGUUGCCAUAUGGGCAGCCCACUUUUAGCAUACAUCCAUGAGUUUUAGUUUACUCUGUCAUGUCUCGUCUUGUCACCCCAAAAAACACUGUUUUAUUUUAGCAGAACGCUCUUCUGUGCUUGAGCUUCACAAAUACUUGGGGAAAUGUAUCGUUACAUUGUGUGGUCACUACCACACUGCUUGAUCAAUAAAAGAGCUAAGCUACUGAAAAUAUCUUUGAUUCAGAAAACAGCAAUGCUACUGAGAAACCAAUGUGAAGUAGUUAUGCUGCUGUAAUCCUUACUGCCCAACACUGUUGGAUUUAGCGGCGUGAUGCUGCUGGCACAGGUUGCUGAUGUACACUAUUUUUUUAUUUCGCCAGAACCACAAUGAGUCAUAAUGACAAAUGCCGGUUUUACAUUAAAUUCACCCGUUUUGCAGAAAAUCAAACCGGUUUAAGCUUGUACACCAGACCUGCAAAACCGGAAAUCGACCCAACUCUAGGAAAGAGCCAAUAUUAUUACAAGAUUUGUCACUGAUUAUUAGUUUUUACCUCUGCAGUCACCUAGAAGCUAGUGUUUUUGAGAUGGGUAUUAAUAACGGGUAGUAAGGGAAUAAAAAGCAGCAUUUUCAUUCAGGUACAUCAGCUAUUACAUUUAAAGUAACUUGAAAUCAGUCUUUUAGAGAACCACAUAAAUCAAUCUAAAGACUGAAUUACACAUUUGGUGAAUUAUUCUAUAAGCUGUCUGUUAGGGUACAUUUGUAAUAGGGUACAUUUGUAAUAAUGUUCCUAUGUGUUAUCAUCCUUUGCUUCUCCUGGUCAGGCACCUGAAUGGGCCUCCAACAUGGCGGAUGAGUGUAAGCUGUCUGUGUGUGCGAUAAUGACAACUUGACUCCAAACUCAACAUUGAGAGGAGCAGGUUUGAUGCUUAAAGGCAUACAGGUUCAGCCACUGUCGCCAUGUUGAGGAGUGUUUGUGCUGCCUGAAGCAUGUGUGUGUACCUGUACAUGUCAAUAAUAAUUAUAAAUAAAGAAGACCUCAUCACCAUCUCUUCACUGUG
Molecule: messenger RNA, 2564 nt
Organism: Sander lucioperca (pikeperch)
Lineage: Eukaryota; Metazoa; Chordata; Actinopteri; Perciformes; Percidae
Product: peroxiredoxin-like 2A
Exons: 7
Source: RefSeq, a predicted model, not a curated record